CUCUGUGUUUAUGCGGCUCCUAAAGCGACAUUAAUCACAAUCAGAAUCAGGUUUAUUGGCCAAGUGUGUUGACACACACAAGGAAUUUGCUUCCAGCUGUUUGUGACUCUCUCUGAACUGACAUAAAUAACACUAUACUAAUGAAUUGUACAUGUGUUUAACGUUAGUGAUGGAGGUGGAAGCAGGAAGACCAUAUUUUUUUGGUGAUAUCGGCUUCUGGUCAGAAAGGACAGAGGUCCACAGGGCUGCGUAUCAAGGCCAGGUGUCCCAUCUGCAGAGUCUGAUCCAGAGUGGGGCUUCAGUGAAUAUCGUGGCUGUCGACUCCAUUACUCCUCUCCAUGAGGCAGCUAUCCGUGGACAGGUGCAGUGUGUGAGGCUGCUGCUGGAUGCCGGCGCACAGGUAGAUGCGAGGACCGUGGAUGGCAGCACUCCUCUGUGUGAGGCCUGUUCUGCUGGGAGCUCUGAAUGCGUGCGGCUUCUCCUAGAGUACGGGGCAAAUGUCAACACCGCCCUUACCUCUCGCACCACCUCCCCACUACACGAGGCAUGCAUAGGAGGAAACGCAGAAUGUGUAAAGCUUGUAAUAGCAAACGGUGCCAGUUUGGAAACCUAUGAUCUGUACAACGGCACUCCUCUUCAUGUAGCCUGCGCUAACCAGUACUUGGAGUGUGUCAAGGUGCUACUUAAUGCAGGAGCAAAUGUAAACGCAGUCCGCCUUCACGAGACGGCGCUUCACCACGCAGCAAAGGCCAACAACGCAGAAAUAAUCAAGCUUCUAGUGGAGUUCGGGGCAAACAUCUACGCCAAAGACAGAUAUGAGAGGAAACCUGUGGACUACACCAGGCAUGAUACACCAGCUGCUCUCUGUCUGCAGCUUUAUGAGAGUUGUCCUCUGACUCUACAGCAGCUGAGUCGUAUCACACUGAGGCGUGUCCUGGGCACCAGAGCGCUUCAGGCUGUCACCAAACUGAACCUUCCCAAUUUCAUCAUCUGCUACCUUUCAUACCUGUGAGAUCCACACACACACACACACUCAGGGCUGAUGCGACUCAGAGCGCCUUCGACAAGGUUCUAUUUCUUACCUGAGCACCUUUCCUUAUACUUAUUAUCUGAAUAUUAUUUGUAAAAAGGUUCUUGAAGCACUUGAACACUCAAAGCUUAUAGCACAUCUUAGUCUUGGAAUGAACAGUCCAACUGCACAAUUAACACAUUAAAGCGCAGCACUUAAGACAUCCUCGAAGCUGUUUAGUAAUGAAAGCCAGAGGACUGAGAGAUAUGUUAUUGCUCCAGCUGCCUGCACUCAGGAACUUUCUCUGAAUGUGAUCCGUGACACUCAGAAGUGGCAGUACAUUAGUUCCCUUGACUACAGCCGAGUACCUCGAACAACACUCGACCAGUCUGAAGCGGAUUCUGGUGGCUUUGUUUGAAACCCUUUCCAAACGGGAGUCCACAGUCCUGACAACGUGCUGUGUUUAGCACGUUCAUGAUGCGUUCAGAGUGAGAGAUUGCAGGCCCACUCAGUGCCACAGCCCUAUUUUAGCAAUUUCCACAUUCUUUCCAUAUCACAAUUUAGCAUUCUGGUAUAUUGUAGUCUUUCUCUUAGCAUUACUACAAUAACACUGGGGAAGCAAAAUAGCAACUAACCAGCUGAAAAAAAAUCCUGAGAAAAACAGGAACUUUAGAUCAGGAAGUUCAUUCAUUCAUUCAUUUUCUACCGCUUAUCCGAACUACCUUGGGUCACGGGGAGCCUGUGCCUAUGUCAGGCGUCAUCGGGCAUCAAGGCAGGAUACACCCUGGACGGAGUGCCAACCCAUCGCAGGGCACACACACACUCUCAUUCACUCACGCAAUCACACACUACGGACAAUUUUCCAGAGAUGUCAAUCAACCUACCAUGCAUGUUUUUGGACCGGGGGAGGAAACCGGAGUACCCGGAGGAAACCCCCGAGGCACAGGGAGAACAUGCAAACUCCACACACACAAGGCGGAGGUGGGAAUCGAACCCCCAACCCUGGAGGUGUGAGGCGAACGUGCUAACCACUAAGCCACCGUGCCCCCCGAUCAAGGAGGUUUUUAGGUUUUAAGGUUUUAUUUGAAAUAUAUAUAGGAAAAAAAACUGUAAGGUUUUGUCACCCUGUUUAAUAUUUUAUAUUUGAGAUACUCUACAGAAUAAAUAAACCUGCAUCUAUUUUAGCAUCUAGUUUAAAGCUGCUGUAACAUAAACAAUAAAGAGGAACUAACAUUUAGCUAUCAAUGGAUUAAAUAGUAUGUAUGUUAAUCAGUAAUUAAUUAGUAAUUCGCUAUAGUUUAAGGGGUAUAAAACACUUCAGGAUAUGGUGUUUCUGGAAAAUAAUCAACGUCAGCGUGGUAAAUAUGCUGCACAAAAUAUCAUUAGACAAAAACCCUCGAACUAACUAGCGCUCGGUUUAUUGCUGUACUAUAUUCAUUCAUUCAUUUUAUUUUCUGGAUUUUUACUGCAUUUUACAACAUUAGCUUGUAAGAAAAUGAAACGAUGAGGGCGAAUGAAGGAGCUGUUUAUUCCAGCGUAGCAGUAACAAAUUACAUGAAGUACUUCUGGUUCAUCAGCAUCAAGAAGCGUGCAGGACAAAUCCUUCUCAAACAUUUUAUACCAUUUUUCCUCUUUAUAGUUUAAAUUGGGUUUUGCUUUAACUGUAAAUUGAUUCAUUUAGUUUGCCUUAUAAUAUUUAUGCCUUUCUGGGAAUGAGCUCUUUCUGAUGUAUGUCUUGGAGUGGAAUCUGUGUUCAUACAAUUUUACAAGCUCAUAACUGAAACUGAAUCAUCUGCUCUAAUCUAUUGCCAUCCAAACUGUUGCCUGUGACCCAAGGGACAGUGAAUGAAAAAUAGAUUAGAAUUUUUUUUUUCUGAAAACGUGUGUUGAUGUGCCAUUACAAACCAUUACGUAUCAUUACUGACCAUGAUUAAAGGAGCGUUCAGAGAGAAAUACGUAUCUCUGUUUCAUCCGCCAGGGUGGAGCAAAAAUUAGGUAAUUAUAUCGUAGAGAGCUACCGUGUCACGAUUUAACGCUAGCUCUAUAAAUUGUUUGUUUUUCCUUUUUGCAGUCAUAAACAUGAAGCGUUAACUAUUAUGAAAAAUACUCUGUGG
Tachysurus vachellii is the source of this 3123-nucleotide messenger RNA. RefSeq names its product ankyrin repeat and SOCS box containing 13a, tandem duplicate 2 (gene asb13a.2). Gene Ontology annotation, biological process: protein ubiquitination; positive regulation of protein catabolic process. The transcript is spliced from 6 exons. Lineage: Eukaryota; Metazoa; Chordata; Actinopteri; Siluriformes; Bagridae. The record is from RefSeq and is a predicted model, not a curated record. The coding region runs from base 152 to 1012 and encodes 286 amino acids. Gene Ontology annotation, molecular function: protein binding.